AGCUCAAGGGGGCUUUCAUAGAUCUGCAUCAUCUCGCCAGGUCAGCGCUGCACCUAGCUGGGGCUGUAUCCUCAUGGCAGAUGUUGUUUGUGGCUUCCCACCCAGCUGGGCCAACAUCUGGGGAGUAACUCUUUUUCUUUUGAGUUUUAAGGUGGAACGUGGUGGUAGAAUUGAUCCCCUUCUGCUGAGGAAAGAUUUGUGGAGAAUCCACUCCUGGUCAUUCACUUCCCCCGUGAUUAUUUGUUAUUUGUUCCUUCUUUUCCCUUCCCCCUCGCUGAGUGCCCCUCUUGCCCCCCAGCACCGGGGACAACUCCCAUCUGGAUUCUUUGUCUGUCUCGGCAGGUGAGUGGGCAGCGAUACAUGGAGGAGGAGCAUCCCCUGCGGCAGGUCCUGAGCAUGAGUUGCCCCAGGAUGGCAUUGGGAAGAGCCGAAGGGGAUGAGCUGGGAGAAGCCUGUGAGAGUCAGUACAAGCUUUUUUGUCAGAAAGGGCCACAGCUUGAGAAGAGAGGCAGUAAAUCCAUGCACGUGGGACGAGAAGUCAAGAAACAAAAGGAAAGCCCCCAACAGAGUGACUGGAGUGAGGAGAGAUCGAUCACAUGCGGGGAGUGUGGGAAGAGCUUCCACUGGCGGUCAGCAUUCAUUGUGCACCAGCGAACUCACAUGGGAGAGAGGCCCGACCGGUGCAAGCAGUGUGGGAAGUGCUUCAGUCAAAGCUUCAUGCUUUUUGAACUCCGGAGGAUCCAUGUGAGAGAGAAACCGUAUCAGUGCCCUGAUUGCAGGAGAUGCUGCGGUGCCAAGAGGUACCUUGUUCAGCACCAGAGACUCCUUCUGGGAGAGAAGCCCUACAGGUGCUCGCAGUGUGGAAGGGGCUUCAGUCAGACUGCCACCCUUAUCCGGCACCAGAGCACCCACAUCGGAGAGAAGUCCCAUAAAUGUCCCGUCUGCAGGAAGAGCUUCAGCCAGAGCUCAAAACUUAUCACACACCAAAGAUCCCACAUGGGGGAGAAACCCUAGAACUGCCCCAACUCUGGGAAAAGCUUUGGUGGAGCUCAAUCCUCAUAUGGCAUCAAAGGACCCACAUGGC
Messenger RNA from Alligator sinensis (Chinese alligator), 1084 nucleotides. RefSeq names its product zinc finger protein 34-like. Gene Ontology annotation, molecular function: DNA-binding transcription factor activity, RNA polymerase II-specific; RNA polymerase II cis-regulatory region sequence-specific DNA binding. The coding region runs from base 361 to 1014 and encodes 217 amino acids. Gene Ontology annotation, biological process: regulation of transcription by RNA polymerase II. The transcript has a single exon. Lineage: Eukaryota; Metazoa; Chordata; Crocodylia; Alligatoridae. The record is from RefSeq and is a predicted model, not a curated record.